GAUGCUGACUAAUUUAUGAAUGACAGCCGUUAUAUUAGCAUACAUUAUUUGCAACGUAACUUACAGUAGAAUGCGUGGCGAGCGCGUUCGCCUAUUGAAUCGAGCACAGGACUGACUGACAGGCUGGGGGAGCCCUCAAGCUGGUCCGCUGCGGCGGCGGUGAACCCGAUGGGCUGGAUGUUCACUUCUGUCAAAGAGAACACGUUUCAUUCUGCACCAACUCGGCUCUCCUGAGCAGCUCUUUAAAUAGACUUCUGCACAGCUGGACCGAUCGGGCAGCAACUGACAGGAGCGACUUGACUCGGAGCACACCAUGGAACUGUUUUCAGCUAGACUGUUAUGUCGGCUGCUCUUGUUCUAGCCUGACGUCGAAAAAAAAAAGAUGACAACAUACAAAGAGUAAAAUAAUAAUAAACGACCACAGUCUGGCUGACUAGAGCCAGAGGCGGAGAACUGUCCCGCGUGCUGAAAUGCAAUGCUGGGUGAUGUCGGCUUCGGCUCGGUCUCGCAGUCCUUUAACACGCUUGUAACACGCGAAGACAGCGGAGCGGACUGUCAAAGGGGAGCUAAGCACCUACGAACACAUCUCCGAAUAAAUGGGAUUGUACAUUUUCGAAGAAGAAUGUAAAGAUUGUUCAAAGGAUGGAGGCUUUUUUCAUCUCUACUGUAGCGCUAAUUCUGAGCUGUUUAGGUGUCUGGCAGAUUGAAGCGGACAGACCACCUGCACCUGUCAAUGUAACAAUCAAGUCUCUAAAGUCUAACUCGGCUGUGGUGACAUGGGAUGUACCGGACGGAGAUGUUGUCAUCGGAUUUGCAAUCACACAGCAGAAGAAAGACGUCCGCAUGCUCAGGUUCAUCCAGGAAGUCAAUACCACCACCCGCUCCUGUGCACUGUGGGAUUUGGAAGAUGACACCGAAUAUAUUGUCCAGGUGCAGUCCAUCAGCCUGAGUGGACCUAGUCCUGCCAGUGAGCCUGUCCUCUUCAAGACCCCAAAAGAAGCUGAAAAGUUGGCUUCCAAAAGCAAAGAUGAGGUGACAAUGAAGGAGGUUGGAAAGAGCACACAGCUGAGAGCAGGCGAAAUGAUCAUCAUCGUUGUUGUCUUAAUAAUGUGGGCAGGUGUGAUUGCCCUUUUCUGUAGGCAAUAUGACAUCAUCAAAGACAAUGAACCAAAUAACAACAAGGAUAAAGCCAAGAAUUCAUCUGAAUGCAGCACACCUGAGCACCCAACUGGUGGGCUCCUAAGGAGCAAAGUGUAAAAGACAUCAUGCAAGUGCAGGUA
Molecule: messenger RNA, 1280 nt
Organism: Erpetoichthys calabaricus (reedfish)
Lineage: Eukaryota; Metazoa; Chordata; Cladistia; Polypteriformes; Polypteridae
Gene: fndc5a
Product: fibronectin type III domain containing 5a
Exons: 5
Coding region: 643-1257 (204 amino acids)
Molecular function (GO): protein binding
Source: RefSeq, a predicted model, not a curated record